CACAGCCGUUGGUCCGGGCGGGGGAGGGAGAAAGUGAGACUCGGUGUCAUCACCAUCCAUUGUCAGAAGGGGAGGAAACUGGAAUCCAGCAGCAGCAAGCAGCAGCUGGGCGGUCACAUCUGGGAAUGCAAAGCCGACCUCCUCCCCCCCCUCCUCCUCCACCUCCUCCUCUCCUACCCGGGAACACUUCCGAAACCACUUCGCCUUCAGCCCCUGCCUCGGCCAGAGGGAUUUAUUUAAUGGGGAUGUGUUCAAGGCAAGAGCGAAUUCAGAAGGAUAUCGACGUCGUGAUCCAGAAGUCCAGAGCCGAGAAGGACUGCCUGUUUUCAGAUUUCAGAUACUCAGACUCCACCUUUACUUUUACCUACGUUGGCGGCCCGAAAAGUGUGUCUUACUCAGUACACGUAUCUGAAGAUUACCCAGAUAAUACAUAUGUGUCAAGUUCAGAAAAUGACGAAGAUGUACUAGUUACUACAGAGCCAAUUCCCGUAAUUUUUCAUAAAAUAGCAACAGAGUUGAGAAAAACAAAUGACAUUAACUGUUGCUUAUCCAUAAAAUCCAAAUUACAAAAGGAAAAUGGCGAGGAGUCAAGACAGAAUAGUACGGUGGAAGAAGAUUCUGAAGGCGAUAAUGAUUCUGAAGAAUUUUAUUAUGGAGGACAGGUGAACUAUGACGGGGAACUGCACAAGCACCCACAGCUGGAAGCGGAUUUGUCCGCAGUCAGAGAGAUCUACGGGCCACACGCUGUUUCUCUCAGAGAAUACGGAGCCAUUGAUGAUGUGGACAUUGAUCUGCAUAUUGAUGUGAGCUUUCUGGAUGAGGAGAUUGCCGUGGCUUGGGAAGUAAUUCGAACAGAGCCUAUCAUUGUCCGGCUGCACUGUUCACUCACACAGUAUUUAAACGGCCCAGUGCCCACUGUUGAUGUCUUUCAGAUUUCCACAAAAGAACGGUUUGGAUUGGGACAUCAGCUAAAAAAAAUCAUGCAGACAUUUGUGACACAGCAGUGGAAACAGAGCAAAGAAAAAUCCAAUUGCCUGCACAACAAGAAGUUGUCAGAGAAGAAAGUGAAGUCUCCCCUGCACUUGUUUUCUACUUUGCGCAGGUCGCCAAGUUAUCCUCCCCCGGGGUGUGGGAAAAGUAAAUCGAAACUGAAAUCUGAGCAAGAUGGAAUCUCCAAAACGCAUAAGCUGCUGCGGAGGACUUGCUCCAGCACGGUCAAGGCGGACGACACGUGCCCCGCAAAGUCGCACAGGACUUUCGGUCGCUCGCUGUCCAGUGAUCCCAGGGCUGAGCAGGCGAUGACAACCAUUAAAUCACACAAACUCUUGAACCGUUCCUGCUCUGCGGCUGUUAAGCAAGAGGACUGCCUCACUCUAAAGUCCCAUAAACUAUUGACUCGAUCUUGUUCUGGAGAUCCACGCUGUGAGCACAACACCAGCCUCAAGCCCCACAAACUGUUAAGCAGGUCUUACUCCAGUAAUCUCAGAAUGGAAGAAUUAUACGGACUGAAAAAUCACAAAUUGCUCAGCAAGUCCUACUCCAGUGCCCCCAAGUCAUCCAAAACUGAGCUUUUCAAGGAACCUACUGCAGAGGGCAGGAGGCUCUCUCUUACCUCAGGGCUUAUUGGUAUCUUAACACCAUCUUCAUCUUCAUCUUCCCAGCCUGCUCCAAAUGGUGCAAAAUGCAUUCCAAUACGAGACCGUGGCUUCCUAGUGCAGACAAUUGAGUUUGCUGAACAGCGGAUCCCUGUAUUGAAUGAGUACUGUGUGGUUUGUGAUGAGCCGCACGUGUUUCAGAAUGGCCCCAUGCUUAGGCCCACUGUGUGUGAACGGGAGCUGUGUGUAUUUGCUUUCCAAACCCUGGGAGUAAUGAACGAAGCUGCUGAUGAAAUAGCAACUGGCGCUCAGGUGGUAGAUCUACUGGUAUCCAUGUGUAGGUCUGCGUUGGAAUCUCCCAGAAAAGUUGUCAUUUUCGAGCCAUAUCCCUCCGUGGUGGACCCGAACGACCCUCAGAUGCUGGCCUUCAACCCCAGGGUAAGUGGCGACCCCCGCACACCAGUCACAAAGCUUUCUUUAACAGGAAUUGCGAUUUUGACAAAGGCACCAUAUCUGGAAAUCAAGAAGCAGAUGGAUAAACAGGACCCCCUUGCUCAUCCCCUACUGCAAUGGUAUAAAAUUUUAUUUGUUUGUCAUUAUUUUAAAUGGCAGCAAUUGAAGUUCAUGCACACUCCGCAUCAGUUCCUUCUUCUCAGCAGUCCACCAGCCAAAGAAUCCAAUUUUAGAGCUGCUAAAAAACUCUUUGGAAGCACCUUCGCAUUUCAUGGCUCUCACAUUGAAAACUGGCACUCCAUCCUGAGAAACGGUCUGGUUGUUGCUUCUAAUACACGAUUGCAGCUCCACGGUGCAAUGUAUGGAAGUGGAAUCUAUCUUAGUCCAAUGUCAAGCAUAUCAUUUGGUUACUCAGGGAUGAACAAGAAGCAGAAGGUAUCAGCCAAGGAUGAGCCAGCUUCAAGCAGUAAAAGCAGCAACUCGUCACAGUCACAGAAAAAAGGACAGCAGUCCCAGUUUCUGCAAAGCCGUAACUUAAAAUGCAUAGCCUUAUGUGAAGUGAUCACCUCACCUGACCUGCACAAACAUGGAGAGAUAUGGGUUGUCCCAAAUACCGAUCAUGUCUGCACACGAUUCUUUUUUGUCUAUGAAGAUGGCCAAGUAGGAGAUGCAAAUAUCAAUACACAAGAAGGAGGCAUUCACAAGGAGAUCCUCCGAGUCAUUGGUAAUCAAACUGCUACUGGUUAAAGGACCAUCAUUUAGUUAACACGAAUUGAAAGCCUUCCUCGGGUUCAAAGCUGGAUUUUGAACUGAAGAAGAGGAUAAAAUAAUUUAUUGUUAUUAUCAACAAAAUUAACCCUUUGAAUACUGAUUUUUUUCCCUUAGUAUUUCUAAGUAUCUCAUUAAAUACCUAAAAUGGUAUCAAAUUGAUCAAUUGUAGGGUUAUGGAAUCUAGUAAUAAAAUUAAAACAGCACUUAAACUGAAGUUUGGGCUGUCAUACAAUAAACAGAUUGAAAAAACA
This is a messenger RNA of Otolemur garnettii (small-eared galago), 3070 nucleotides long. It is a transcript of the gene PARP8, whose product is annotated as poly(ADP-ribose) polymerase family member 8. Gene Ontology annotation, molecular function: protein serine/threonine kinase activator activity; NAD+ poly-ADP-ribosyltransferase activity; kinase binding. Gene Ontology annotation, biological process: endoplasmic reticulum unfolded protein response. The record is from RefSeq and is a predicted model, not a curated record. The coding region runs from base 126 to 2795 and encodes 889 amino acids. NCBI's taxonomy places the organism in Eukaryota, Metazoa, Chordata, Mammalia, Primates, Galagidae. The transcript has 26 exons. Gene Ontology annotation, cellular component: endoplasmic reticulum tubular network; intracellular anatomical structure; nuclear envelope.